Molecule: messenger RNA, 1167 nt
Organism: Acaromyces ingoldii
Lineage: Eukaryota; Fungi; Basidiomycota; Exobasidiomycetes; Exobasidiales; Cryptobasidiaceae
Product: iron-containing alcohol dehydrogenase
Exons: 9
Coding region: 15-1109 (364 amino acids)
Molecular function (GO): metal ion binding; alcohol dehydrogenase (NAD+) activity; maleylacetate reductase activity
Source: RefSeq, a predicted model, not a curated record
CACACCCCCACAAGAUGCAGCCAUUCGUCUACAACGCGCUCCCAGCUCGGGUCAUCUUUGGAUGGGGAACGUCGAGCAAGGUGGCCGACGAGGUCAAGCGGCUCGGAUGUAGUCGCGCUCUCGUUCUCACGACCCCACAGCAAGCCCCAUCGGGCGAGAAGGUCGUGGCCAGCCUCGGCGAUCUCGCCGUCGGACUGUACACGAAUGCGACGAUGCACACGCCCGUCGAGGUCACUCGAGAUGCGCUGAAGAAGGCGCAGGAGCUGCAGGCGGACGUAUGCAUCGCAGUCGGUGGCGGCUCGACCAUCGGACUCGGAAAGGCACUGGCCCUUCACUCCCCUGACUCUGCCAAGCUCAAGCAGAUUGUGAUUCCCACCACCUACGCUGGAUCCGAGGCCACUCCCAUCAUCGGCCAGACGGAGGCUGAUGUGAACGGCAAGCCACUCAAGACGACGCAGAAGACUCUCAAGGUUCUGCCCGAUGUUAUCCUCUACGACAUCGAACUUACUCUCACCCUGCCAGCGCAGAUGACGAUCACUUCUGGCUUGAACGCAAUCGCGCAUGCCGUUGAGGCACUCUGGGCGCCCGAGGCGAACCCAAUCACCUCGAGCCUAGCGGUGCAGGGAAUCGAGGCCAUCGGUAAGAGCUUGCCAUUGAUCAAGAAGGAUGCAAACGAUCGAGACGGCAGGAGCAACGCGCUCUUUGGCGCGUGGGCUUGUGGAACGUGCCUGGGAGCCGUGGGAAUGAGUCUCCAUCACAAGUUGUGCCACACCCUCGGAGGCUCGUUUGGAAUGCCCCACGCCGAGACACACACCGUCAUCCUGCCGCAUGCUGUCGCCUACAAUACUCCCUUUGCCGAGGAAGCGGUGGACAAGAUCGGCCGCGCGCUCGGCCUUGCUGAGGGCGUGUCGACAGCGCAAGGCCUCUUUGACCUCGCAAAGGACAACGGUGCGCCGUACAGCUUGAAAGAGCUUGGGUUCAGAGAGGAGGACCUGGAAAGGGCAGCCGAGAUUGCUGCCAAGGCUCCCUACCCCAAUCCUGCUCCGCUGGAGAAGGCAAAGCUGCUCCAGCUCCUGCGCAAUGCCUACAACGGGACUCGGCCCGAGUAGCCUGCUUCCUUGCACUCUCCAUGUAUGCCUUCUGAAUGCACAGCGUAACUUGUCGCCG